This is a messenger RNA of Magnolia sinica, 3751 nucleotides long. RefSeq names its product phytosulfokine receptor 1-like. Gene Ontology annotation, biological process: protein phosphorylation. NCBI's taxonomy places the organism in Eukaryota, Viridiplantae, Streptophyta, Magnoliopsida, Magnoliales, Magnoliaceae. Gene Ontology annotation, molecular function: ATP binding; protein binding; protein kinase activity. The transcript has a single exon. Bases 422 to 3541 code for a protein of 1039 amino acids. The record is from RefSeq and is a predicted model, not a curated record.
CCCCUAGCCGUCCGCAUUAACCCACCGUACGACUACGACUGCCUCCACCCGGUUGAAAAGAGCCGUUUCCCGGUCACCUCCCAACGGCCGACUUCUGGCUGAAAGCAUUCUAUUGGAAUCUCAUUCAACCCAAAAACUGAGUGUGUCAAACCCAAUCUCUGUAAUAUCUCUCUCCCCAAAUCUGAAAGUGUCAAACCCAAUCUCUGGAAUAUCUCUCUCUCUCUCUCAACCCAAAAACUGAGUGUUAAACCCAAUCUCUCUCUCUCUCUCUCUCUCUCUCUCUCUCUGAUAUUGAGUAUGAAAUGAAUUGAAAAAUCCAAACCUGCAAUCUUCUGAGAAUUUCAGAUGAUGGGUUUUAUAAGCUCCCCAUCUUCACCUUGAAAAACCUAAGUUCUGUUUCUAUUUUCUCAGUCUUUUGGAAAUGGGUUUUGGAGAUUCUUGCGUGUUCUUCAUCUUCAUGUGGUUUUGUUUCCAAGCUCAGGUCUUGAAGUCUCAGAAUGUUAGUUGUAAUUCAAAGGACUUGGCAGCAUUGAAGGGUUUCCUGAAUGGUCUGGAUUCAAGGAUUGAUGGGUGGUCCAAUGCUUCUUCUUCUGAUUGCUGCAGUUGGGUUGGUGUUAAUUGCAGUGGAUCUUCUGGGGUUCCAGGCAGAAGGGUAGUUGGUUUGAAUCUUGCUGGAAAGGGAUUGAAAGGAAAUGUUUCGAAAUUAUUGUCCGGUUUGGAUCAGCUGAAAUUCCUUAAUCUCUCUUCCAAUUCUCUCAGAGGUGAUGUACCGUCGGAUUUGUUCCAUUUGCAGCAAUUGCAAAUCCUCGAUUUGAGUUACAAUGAAUUCUCCGGCCUGAUUCCACAAGAUGCCCAUUUACCGGCGAUACGGGUUUUCAACGUUUCGGACAAUUCAUUCACCAGCCAGCAUCCCCUCCUCGUCGGGUCUUUGCAUUUAACACAUUUCAUCAUCAGUUACAAUCGGUUUUCUGGUAAUAUCAAUCCAGGUAUCUGCAACUCUUCAACCCGAAUUCGAGUUCUUCAAUUCUCGAUGAAUUCGUUCAGUGGUGUUUUCCCAGCAGGUUUCGGAAAUUGCAGCUCCCUGCAUGAGCUCUCACUCGAUUCAAAUAAUCUAACAGGAAAUUUGCCAGAUGAUUUGUUUGGUGUGUCGACAUUGAGGUGGUUCUUUCUUCAAGACAACGGGCUUUCUGGGGGGCUGAGUAAAAGAAUCGGUAAUCUUUCCAACCUUGUCAAUUUGGAUCUCUCCUACAAUCAGUUCACCGGGAUAAUUCCUGAUGUUUUCAGUGAAUUAAAAAAACUGGAGUAUCUUUCUGCUGAGUCAAAUAAUUUCAGCAGCAAUUUACCCACUUCCUUGUUAAACUUGCCGACCCUCCGCGUGCUUAAUUUGAGGAACAAUUCAAUGGAAGGUGAGGUCAAUCUCAAUUGUACUGUGAUGGCCCACCUCAGUUCCAUCAAUCUCGGUACGAAUCGUUUUCAUGGACGCAUUCUUGAUAAUCUUUCCUCAUGCAAAGAGUUGAAAACCAUAAACCUCGCUAGAAACAAGCUCAAUGGCGAAAUUCCCAAUAGCUUGAAAAAUCUUCAGGCUCUCUCUUAUCUAUCGCUAACGAGUAGCAACCUCAGUAAUAUCUCGUCCGCGUUGGGGAUUCUACAACAGUGCCGGAACCUAACGACUCUGGUACUCACCACGAAUUUCCAUGGCGAAGAAAUGCCCAUCGAUGGGAUUACUGGGUUUGCAAGCUUAAAAGUUCUCGUCAUUCCAAACUGCGGUCUUUUGGGUUCUGUCCCGUCGUGGUUGAGGAACUGUAGUCAGUUGCAGCUGUUGGAUUUAUCAUGGAACCGGCUGGGGGGAAGCAUCCCUUCAUGGUUUGGGAUUCUAGACUCCCUCUUUUACUUGGAUCUUUCGAACAAUUCGCUCACCGGGCAAAUCCCUGAAAGCUUGACGCAGUUGAAGGGCCUCAUUUACAGCAAUGCCUCGCGGGAAGUGUCCUCAUCCAACUUGCCAUUCUUUAUCAGACGCAGUCAAAGCACAAGCGUGUUGCAGUAUAAUCAGUUCACAAGCUUCCCGCCAACGCUGGAUUUAAACAGCAACAAUCUCACAGGGCCAAUCCCACCUGAUUUCGGGAAACUGAAGAAUCUGCACGUGUUGAAUCUGAUGAUGAACAAUCUCUCGGGAAGCAUUCCUGAUGAGUUAUCAGGCAUGACAAGCUUGGAGCUUCUUGAUCUGUCAUUCAAUGAUCUCUCAGGGACCAUACCUGCUACUCUGACCAACCUUAGCUUUCUAUCAAGCUUCAGCGUAGCACAUAAUCGAUUGUCCGGGCCAGUCCCUUCGGGCAGCCAGUUUUCGACCUUCUCAAUGUCAAGUUUUGAAGGGAAUGCGAAUCUCUGUGGACGAGAUCCUUUACCACCUUGUCAGUCUCAAAGUCCUUCCCCAUCAAGAACCAGAGUACGGAAAAACAGAACUACGAUCGUAGGAAUGGCAAUUGGGAUCGGUUUGGGGACAGCUUGUCUUCUUGCUCUAGUCUACCUUUAUGUGUCGAGAAUCAAGGUCCAACGUCAGGACGAUCCAGAACGAGAGGUAGAUGAUGCUGAAAAACAGCUAGAAUUACUGGGGUCUAGCUUGGUUCUUCUGUUUCUAAACAAGGAGAACAAAGAAGUAACCAUCGAUGAUCUGUUAAAAUCAACCAACAAUUUCGAUCAAGCUAAUAUCAUUGGAUGCGGGGGAUUUGGUCUGGUCUACAAAGCGACUCUGCCGGAUGGGAGAAAGGUUGCAAUCAAACGGCUGUCAGGCGACUGUGGUCAGAUGGAAAGAGAAUUCCAGGCUGAAGUAGAAGCCCUCUCAAGAGCUCAGCACAAGAACCUUGUUCUACUUCAAGGGUAUUGCCGUUAUGGGACCGACAGAAUGCUUAUCUACUCAUAUAUGGAGAACGGUAGCCUGGAUUAUUGGCUACACGAGAAGAUCGAUGGGGGUUCUUUGCUAGAUUGGGAAACGAGGCUCCGGAUUGCUCAAGGAGCGGCGAGGGGGUUAGCUUACUUGCAUCAGUCCUGUCAGCCCCAAAUCCUUCAUCGCGACAUCAAGUCCAGCAACAUCCUUCUGGACGAAAGCUUCGAAGCCCAUUUAGCUGACUUCGGGCUUGCAAGGUUAAUACUACCUUAUGACACGCAUGUGAGCACAGAUCUUGUUGGGACCUUAGGCUACAUCCCGCCUGAAUACAGCCAAGCUUCGGUCGCCACCUUCAAGGGCGAUGUUUAUAGCUUUGGUGUCGUCCUUAUGGAGCUUCUUACGGGGAAGAGGCCGAUGGAGGUGUGCAAGCCUAAAGGGUGUCGGGAUUUGAUAUCAUGGGUGCUUCAGAUGAAGGAGGAGAAGAGGGAAAAUGAGGUGUUCGAUCCGUUUCUCUGUGAUAAGCAGCAUGACAAGCAGAUGUUGAAGGUGCUAGAAAUUGCAUGCCUUUGCUUGAAUGAGAGUCCGAAAGCGAGGCCCUUCAUCCAAGAUAUUGUCUCAUGGCUCGACAAUAUUGGGCUUGAUGGACAACUUACAAAGUGAGGCUAGAUGCAUUCUGAUCAUAGUUAAGUAGAGCAAUUUUCAUCAGUAUAUCUUAUCUGUAAAUAACCUUUGUGCAUUUCUCAAAAUUCCCAAAGUAUCACUUCCUUGAAUUUCUUCAAUUUCAACAUGGGGUGAAGCCCUGUAAGUAAAAUGAUGCACAUUCAUCAGUUUUGCGUCCGUUCAAUCGCAAUGGGAGCAUUAGGGUUUCUA